Messenger RNA from Liolophura sinensis, 3360 nucleotides. RefSeq names its product scavenger receptor cysteine-rich type 1 protein M160-like. The transcript is spliced from 19 exons. NCBI's taxonomy places the organism in Eukaryota, Metazoa, Mollusca, Polyplacophora, Chitonida, Chitonidae. The record is from RefSeq and is a predicted model, not a curated record. Gene Ontology annotation, cellular component: membrane. The coding region runs from base 216 to 2810 and encodes 864 amino acids.
CAAGACGCGUAUUGCUUUCACAGGCAGAUACAGGACAGAUGUACCUAAACUAAUACGGCAGGAUUUUUGUGAAAUACCAAAUCAUCAUAUGCAAAGAGCGGUACAGCAUGAAGUAAUAUGUGAUCGUACAACUUAUAUGGACACUGGGUAGGUGUAGUUAUGGACCUGUACGGUGUGGAAAAACUACCUGCCUGACAUUGCCCAGAUUCUCUAGGAUGGUGUUCAGUGUGACAACGUCAUGGCUUCUGAUUAACGCAACUGCGUCCUUAUUUAGUCUGAAUGGGUCAGACCCGACAAGUGGGUACCUUGAAUACAACAAAACUCCCAUCACGGUCUCAUCAACUUCCGCCCUCUUAGAAAGAACUGUGUUAGAGCAGAUCUGUUCAAAGCUUGGAUUCAGAGCAUAUCCACUGUUCAAACUUUCGGUAAGGAACUUGCCCCGGAACAGCAGCUGGUAUGGUGUCGAUGGUUGUGUCUAUGGCUGCUAUGAUAUCUAUCUGGAAUGUCAAGAGUUUCCAUUUCGACUGGAUCAGGCCGGGAACAUCCGGGUGUGGUUUAAGGACACGGCCUCAGCGCUGUGUGCCCACAUCACCGCUCAGGAUGCUAUGACUUUAUGUAAGAAGUUUCACCAAACCAGCGAAUAUGUAACCAUUAUUCCCAGUACAUUCAGGGGCCAAAUGGAAAUAUGGAAUCUGAAUGGUUCGUGUCCCAAUUGGUUUGAAUUUGGAAGCAGUUGUGAGGCCAUAACGCCUGUGGUGUCUAAUGCUUGUGGUGAAAAAGAUCUUGCUGCUAUUCGCUGUCAAAGAACAGGUCUUGUGAAGAGAUAUCGUCUGAAGAGCUGGGGUAGAGGCGGAAUCCGCGGAACACUAGAGAUACGAGAUGAAAACGACUGGAGCCCAGUUUGCUCGGACAUGUUCAGUUUGACCGAUGCUGCAGUGGCUUGUCGUACACUAGGGUACCCAAGUUCUGAUGCGAACUACAAUAAACGAAAGCUAAGGAGUGGUCGUGCUGGUGGAACAGGCCGUUUUAACUGCCAAGGAGACGAGAAAUCUUUGGACGAUUGUCCGGGAUUCAUCCACGACAACAGCAAGUGCAUUUCAUACGACACCGUAGAGAUAUCGUGUCAAAACGCGUACGAAGGGAAAUUGCGACUGACAGGAGGCUACGAUGGAGUGUUGGGACGGUUGGAGGUAUUUUACAACAACACUUGGGGAACAAUUUGUGACAAUUCCUUUGGGGAGGCGGAACUGUCCACAGCUUGUAGUCAGAUCACAGAAGGCCGAGUCAGGCGAGGACGUCACAUCUUUUAUGACGAAGUUCUACCACCAUCCACAGUAGAUGACAUCCUAUUGGAUGCUGUCGACUGCUGGUUUCGCCCAGAUUUACUGGUGGACUGUGAUCAUAAACCAUGGGGAAAUCACAGCUGUACAGCAAACAAUAUCGUCCGACUCUCGUGCAGUGAAGAGCCCCGGUUUCGUCUCGUUGGCGGUGACGACACAUCCGGGCGCCUGGAAGUCUAUCAUGACAAUCAGUGGGGAACAAUCUGUGGUCGUCAUUUUGGUGAAAACGAGGCUCGUGCUGCCUGUAAAACUUUGAACUUCUCCAGUGUAGUCGUGCAGGUGUUUUUGAGAAAGUCAACGAAUGGGACAAGAAGAAUAUGGCUGGACGAUUUAAGUUGUGGUAGCGAGGUAGAGCGUCUGAAUGACUGUGUCGGUUGGCACUGGGGUAAAAUAGAUUACCGGUGUUCUGGUUAUACAGAUGUCCAUCUCAGCUGCCCUUCGCCAGAUAGAAAAAAAAUCCAUUUUUCUCUAGCGGCAUCGGGCGCCGCUGAAGCGGGAGUCGUUCGUUUGAAAGACGAAUGGGAAGACGGGGAUAUCUGUAUGGCCAGCCCCUCAAAAGAUACAGCCGUUGUGGCCUGUCGGACGUUAGGCUUACCGACAGACCACGUAACACUCUUGGCAGAAAGCCAGUUUCGGAAAGACUUCAUCAGCUACGCUGUGAUGAAUGGUGUUAGAUGCAGAGGACACGAAGCUAAUUUGUUAGAUUGUUCGUUUUUGUCAUUAAAGUCCUCGCCCUGUGAUGCUGCUAACAAGCUCGUCGUGGCGUGUGGAAGAUCUCUGGGCCCCGAUUAUUCUGUGAGACUUGUGGGUAGCGAUCACCAGAACGUUGGAAGGCUAGAGGUUUUAAGGUACGGCGUGUGGGGUACAGUGUGCAAUACCGGUGUAGACAUCAAGACACUCAAAGUUGCUUGCCGUGAAUUGGGACUACCCACAUCUCCUGUGAGAAGACUUAAUGCCACUAAGUACAGGAGAGGGGCUGCGAUGAUCUGGUUGGACAAGAUACAAUGCCAUGGGCACGAGGAUAGACUAGAAUUGUGUGACAAAUCUGAAACCGGGAAGUGGUGUUUAGGGCAUGAGAGGGAUUUGGCCAUUCAAUGUGGAAAACUGCAAGUAACAUCUAAUGGCGGGGCCAUCGCCGGCGGUGUUAUAGGAGGUCUUCUGUUACUGGUCAUUAUCACCACUAUCGUAUGCUGGCUAGCUAAACGACGAAACAGUUCACCUUUACCGCCAGUGCAACGCCCGAGUCAACCCUUUGGCACAUAUGGAGAAAUGCCCCCUUCAAGACCUUCACGAGAACAGGACAGCUUUAGCCAGCCCCCUCCAGACUAUCAGGACAUCAACAUGACAACUGUACCUAUAAGUUCGACAGCAAGUACUUAUCCACUGCCUUCUGACAAGACAGCACCUCCGCCCAGCUAUGAUGAGCUGUUUGGACAUAGUCAUCCCUGUGUUCAGGAACAUACAAUGUGAAUACCUUACCUACACGCUCAGACACACCAAGCUAAUAAAAACCUCGACACUUGGAGUUGUGAAGGACAAAAGUCGUCUCUUUCUGUUGAAAGGAGGGCUCAAACUGAUGAACAUUUAGUAUGUGAUAGUUAUAAUUUUUUAUGCACCUAUCCAAUAUUUUGUAAAAAUUUACUGUCAAAAUGCAUAAUAUAUGCUUGUUUACUUCGUAUCUAUUAUCAAAUGAAAGACACGGUAUUUUUGACUCAAGACAAUCUGAUAAUUUUAGUCUAUGUGGAAUGGCUAUGACUUUUACAAUAGUUUUGCUGACGCCGAAGCGGAACACAACUUUCGAGUGAGUGAGUGCUUGGGGUUUAAUGUUGUGCUCACAACUUUUGAAGUUGUACGGUUUAUUGUUCACCACUACGUGAUUUGGCAAUAAUUAUGUAGAACCAUGUACUUUGGUGCGCCACAAUGUUGUAAAGUUAUGAGUGUAACACAACAAUAUGUAUAUUUGUGUGAAUGGCGAAGUCAGAGAGAUCUGUGAUGUUAAUAAACGCUUUUUUAUUUUGUA